Molecule: messenger RNA, 1312 nt
Organism: Magallana angulata
Lineage: Eukaryota; Metazoa; Mollusca; Bivalvia; Ostreida; Ostreidae
Product: ubiquitin-like protein 4A
Exons: 4
Coding region: 109-585 (158 amino acids)
Biological process (GO): post-translational protein targeting to endoplasmic reticulum membrane
Molecular function (GO): protein binding
Source: RefSeq, a predicted model, not a curated record
UUCAAAUAACUGUUCCAUCUCAUUUCAUGCCGAAAUAUUCAUGCGCACCUAUGACGUAACAGCCUAUCUGGAAAGCCCCUUUUUGCUUGUCUCCGUAAAACCAAAACAAUGCAUAUUUAUGUAAAAUUGUUCAAAGGAAACGAUUUUCAAGUAGCCGUUUCCUCGGGCCAGACUGUGCAAGGAUUGAAAGAAAUUCUGGCCAUGCAGAUUGCAAUUCCUGUUGAGGAACAGAAACUGGUCUUCAAAGGAAAAGCUUUAGCAGAUGACAAUCGGUUGAGUUUUUACAACGUUCAAGAGGGAGACAGGUUGUUCCUUUUCACCAAGAAGUCUGAUAAAGCUGGUACCCCCUCUCCUGGGAAUGUUCCAAAAUUUGCUGCAGACCUGUCAUGUUGUACCACCACUGCCCUCUGGGACAAAUUAAGAGUUUUCUUACAGAGACAUUUCACACCACAGGAUGUAGAGAAGGUCCUUAUUGAAUUCCAGAAAGACUUCAAUUCCAGGAUGCAGAAAUUAAGUUUAGAUGACAUUGAACGAUUUGCCAUUACCAAGCUCAGACAAACAAAUGGAGUUGCUGAAGUCAGCUAGGAAUGAAUAAUUGGACAAGCUGCCAGACUUUUUUAUCUGUGAUUUUUAAAUCAGAUAAUAUGUCUUAAUAGUUUAAGGGAGAAAAAAUUCUACUCUGGUUUUACUUGCAAUUUGCUUCUGAGACUAUUUUAAUAUUCAUUUUUAGUUUCUCAGGCAAAAAAGUAAAAAUCAUAUAUAUAUUAAUAGAUAUAAUGCUGCAGUCAUGUUUUUUUUUAAUGAAAGGGAAUAACUCUCAGUUUUCUUUUUAUAUUUCUUUAAAUUGAGUUAUUCCCAUUUCAAGGUACAGUUUGUGACAAAAUGAGGCAUUACCCAUGAGCAUUGAUAAUCAUAUUUUUGGAAAAUGAUUUUAUUUUUUUCUGCAGACACAGAUUCAAGUUAAAUGAUAUGAUUUGAACCUAAUGUGUUUAAUGAUUUUAUCUUGGUUACUGGGUAGACCUGCAUUGAGAUAAAAGCUUAAUUUUUAUGGUUUAAUUUUAUAUAGACAAAGUGUAUGAUUAAUAAAUGAUGAGAUGCAUGCAUGUUGAGUCAUUGUGUGAAUUUGAGGGAAAUGUCAAGAUUGAUAGUAUAUUAUAAUCAGUACUAACAAGAGAUCUCCCUUUUUUUUUUUAGAUGAUUUAAUGCUUGUAAACUUUUAUUGUGGUUUAAUAUUUUAAAUUGUUGUGUUCAAUGUUCAAUCAUCCAUUGAUCAACUCUUGCUUAUGGAUUGAAUAAAAUUUAACCAGAAGUC